GUAUCGUGGUAGGGGAAAAUAUUAGCAUCCUUGGCGACAAUCAAUAUUGCAUUAUACUUAAUACAAAAUGGGUUAUCACAUUUUAAAAAUUUAAACAAUCUAAAGCUGAUCAAAACAAGUUUGUUAAAAUGGGUUCACUCCAAUCUCGUAUUUUUCAUCCAAACUCGACCUUUUCUUACACGACAGGUUUUGUGUGCAGCAAUAUCGGAUCCAAAUUUAAACCAUCGAACAGAUUAGAUAGCUCAUACACAAUGAGCUCGACCAGCUCUCACUACUGUUUGAAGCCAAUCCCAAAUGGAAAAGCACCGACAUCAGUCAAAAAGAACGAAAAUUCUUCAUCUAGUUGCGCGAAAGGAAGCAGUUCUUUGCCAGACACUCAAGCAAAGCCUAGCACCGCUGAACAGAAUAAGCAAAAUAAAAAUAACCCAGCUUCAAAAACAGGCGAGGAUCCUGAUAAGAACGAUUCACGCAGUGAUUCGGAACAGGAAGACAGUGCAAUUGAUGAUCGAGAUGAUUCCGCGCCAGUUGAACUAAAAGCAGAAUUCGUGGAGUGCUUGCACUCUAAAGACUGGGUCAACGCCUUAAAAUUGUGCAAAAUGAUAUUAAUGUACGAGCCAAACAAUCCCACUGCCAAAGAAUAUAUUACUGUCCUCCAGGAAAGAUUAUUAUUGGACGAUGAAGUUUCCAGCGAUUCGUCUGACGACGAAACAAGUAGUGGCGAUGAAUCAGAUGAAAACGAUGUUUCCUCAAAUGGAGACGGCGAGUCAGCGUCAGCCUCCGACAGUGACAACGUUGAAACUGAUGUGGUGAUAUCCAUCAAGAAGUGAAAACUAGAGUUUUUAAUAUUAGAAUAAUCCAUCUUCUGUUCGUCUAAAUGUUAGGUUAUUUGAUUUUUAAAAUGUAGAUAUGAGGAAAAAUUUCAAAAAGUUUUUAGAGAGGAAGCCCCUUUUUAGAGA
Messenger RNA from Symsagittifera roscoffensis, 956 nucleotides. Its product is annotated as glutamate-rich protein 2-like. The transcript is spliced from 2 exons. The record is from RefSeq and is a predicted model, not a curated record. NCBI's taxonomy places the organism in Eukaryota, Metazoa, Xenacoelomorpha, Acoela, Convolutidae. Bases 129 to 827 code for a protein of 232 amino acids.